Lineus longissimus is the source of this 1232-nucleotide messenger RNA. Its product is annotated as vesicle-trafficking protein SEC22a-like. Gene Ontology annotation, biological process: retrograde vesicle-mediated transport, Golgi to endoplasmic reticulum; vesicle fusion with Golgi apparatus; endoplasmic reticulum to Golgi vesicle-mediated transport. The transcript is spliced from 6 exons. Bases 153 to 1067 code for a protein of 304 amino acids. The record is from RefSeq and is a predicted model, not a curated record. Lineage: Eukaryota; Metazoa; Nemertea; Pilidiophora; Heteronemertea; Lineidae. Gene Ontology annotation, molecular function: SNAP receptor activity. Gene Ontology annotation, cellular component: SNARE complex; ER to Golgi transport vesicle membrane; endoplasmic reticulum-Golgi intermediate compartment.
UUUAAUGGCUGCGGCCGCGUCGACAAACAUUUUAGAAUUUUGUAAAAAAUAACAACAAAUUUUCACUAUUUUUCAGUCAAUUUCGAAUGCAAUCACAAAUCCAAAUCCACAGAACCAAUGAAUUCUUUGUAAUGAACUGAAAAAAAUGUAAAAUGUUGCUUUUUGCGCUUGUAGCAAGGGUACAUGAUGGUGUACCUCUGGCAGCCAGCACGGAUUUGAGCCACCAUCCACUUGUUUCUGAUGCACAAAAAUAUGUCAAAAUCAUCUCUAAACGAGCGUCAUCAUUCCCUGAUCGGUGUGCUGUCCAGGGAAAUGGAUAUCACAUAUAUUUCAUCACAGCCUUGAAUGUAUGUUGUGUGGCAUUAUGUGAAGGGGGAUUUCCCUAUGCAACGGCCUUUGCCUUUCUACAUGACCUUCAAAAAGAGUUCAUCACGGCCUAUGACCCUAGAAAAGUCACCAGUAUUCAGAGACCAUAUGCACUUAUCGAAUUUGAUAUGAACAUACAAAAAUUAAAACAAAAAUACAACGGUCGAACCACGCCCAAAACGAUGAGUAAUUUAGUAACUAUGAACGAAGAACUCGCUCUCAGACCACCACACCGUGUGGAGUUGGACCAAUUGGAAGCUGUCUUCGGUAAUUCAGGGAGUACUCCUAAUACCACCAGACCCACAGUGCGACCAAAUCGACAGUUUAUUCCAUUGAAUGUACCAGGGUACCUAGCCAUUGUUCUCAAUGUAGUCUGUGCCAUUUUAAAUCUCACCAGAGGAAUGUCUGUAGGUCAUGACGGACACUUUGAUCAUACAUUAGAAAGUGCAUAUAUUUAUGGAGGAGUGUUCAUGGCAGCGGCUUUUUUAUGUCUAUACCAGAUUUACCUAUUAAGACAAUUCAUCCCCUGGCGUAGAACGCAAACGUUUCUGGUGAUGGCUUGUUUACUGCUGUGCAAUUUCUAUACAAGUGACAUACGGAACCAUGUACAGGUUGUCUUUCAUGUGAUGGUGACAGGUUACACAACAUUCUUUGUCUUGAAUAGACAACUGAUCGGGAAGUUGCCUGAAUACAGUGUAUGAUGAUGGAGAAUUCAUGAUAGAUUGGCAUACACAUAACCUUCACGACAUGUUAUGUGUAUGCGACUGCAUGGCUGAGAGACUACAUGGUUGAGGUUUCAUCUAUAUAUCAAAUUGUUUGCAAUCUAUUUUUUGUAUACAUCAUGUGAAUUAAAGUAUUACAUUAUA